CUCUUACAGUCUGACGUGAUGAGGCGCGGCGUGAGUUUUGAACAGAAAGCUGUUUAUAAGAGGAACUCAACCCGCUUCGAUCUGUGAUGAACAGCCUUGCGUCUGAUGUGAAUCCAGAACACGUUCAACUCGCAGUCAUCGCCAAACAAAUCAAACAGCGCUGCCUUCAUUUCUACAAAAAUGGAUUGAGAAUGUCUCAUUAAUCCGUUCAAAAUACCUGACUCAAAGAAUAAGACGAAGGCAAGAAUGUGCAGACUUCGGCAGGUUUGGGAUUCCUUCCAACUGAACCCAUUGCUUUCUAUGGAGUUUUAUCUUAGACCGCAGAGGAAGCCUCCUAGAAGUGGCUGAUGUUACAAUGGGAUUUGAAGGAUUACUUCAGAGCUCCUCUGAUGCUGAUGAUAAGUUUGGACGAAGGACUAGCAACGAUUCGGGUUUAUUGGUCUUAUUCUACACAAUGUUUUCUUUAAUUGAUACACAAAGAUUUGCCUUUCGCCAUCUGUACUGCACAUGCUUGUAGCCAGUUGCCACUACACCAAGUUGUCUCUUUGUGAAAAUAGCUAAUGCUGUUCAAAUUUACUCGUUAUUUGAGCUGAUAAAACAGGAGCUGAACCUGGGACCCAUUUAUCUUUCCGCCAGUGCUCUACUAAAUGAAUUCAAAUUAAAGAAUGAACCAUGCAACAGUGAUGGAGAGGUUUAUAAUUUCCAUAAGACCAUGCUAUAGCCGGACUUUUUUGGAGUGCUCUUUCAGCCAGGAGCGAAUCAGCAUUCUCAUCAUGGUGGUCUUCUUAAGAUUUGUGGAUUCUGCAUUGAAUUCAUCUUGCUGUCCAGUUGAAAGGCAUGGAUGCAAAGACGUUUCAUGGAGACACACCUUGGUAUAUAGGCUGACCAUUCGCCCUACGGCAACAAAUUACAGCAGACUGCUAAGGUGCGAGUAUAGUGUAGACGUGUGCUUCGGUGCUUGUGGGAAGUCUUCAUUUAAUUUAUUGAUGAUUUGCAAGAUUUCCACAUGGGAUCGCGUACCGUGUUCGUCUCUAUGAACUCCAGGAGCUCACCCUUUUCCUACACCGACUCUGGGCCUGGGAAACCUGCACUCAAAGAUUGGCAACAUGUUUCAAGUGGAAAGGAGGACAAUAGACCAGACACAGGAGAACAUCAGUUGAAACAACUUCCGCAAGAAAAUACCAAAGGAAGCAAGAAAACGGGAAUUCGGAGUAUAUUUCGCGGCAAAAAGGACAAACAUAAAUCCACGCCACCAGCCCCUCCAAGGAACUCCAAUGACUACACUGCAUAUGAAUCGACUGUACUGAACAAAGCCAUAAGUCCCGCUGUCAAAGUGCCAUCAGAUAGGGGCAGAAAGACCAAGGCGAAUGUGAAAAAGAAAAUUGACUCUGGAAGUACUUUAAGAUUUGCCGGAGAAGAGGGUCUUCAUUCAUCAGAACACAUCUAUGAAUGCCCGGCUGAUGCACAGGAAUCAUCAGAUCACGUCUACCAAUGUAAUAGAUCAUCAUACGAAGAGACACAGUGUCGAGCCUCUCCACUCCACACACCUGCAGGGACCCAUGGUAGGCCUUCCUAUGCUGCGAUUCCACUACCCACGAAAUCAGCUCUGCGAACAACAGCCUCGUUACCGAAUUGUUACAGCCCCCGUUUCACCAAGAAGCUACCAGCAAGACAAGCAUCGUUCGGUCAUAAGAUCCACUCCAGAUUAGAAACUACACAAGGAGACGAGAUGGGAGGAGCUGUCUACUGUGAUGAUGAUGAUGUGGGAGAGAUGUACGCACAGAUUGCUGAGAACAUUGAACAUGAUGAUGUCGUCGUCAUCAGUAACGACAUGUAUGAGGAUGUACUUAUUGCUGCAAAUACUAAGAUUCCAAUUGCUGAUCCCAAUGAUGACGAUGAUGAUGACCUAUGCACAGAUAGUUGUGACGUUGGCAAGCUCUCUUUACAGUCAUCUUGUGAUGACGAAAGAGUCAACUGUUUGAACGCACUACCAGUGAAACCAAGACCCAAAAUCGAAAAGAAAAAUAGCUCACCGGUUAUUGUCAUCCAGCAUGACUGCACGUCAGACGAUCAAGAUGCCCGCUAUGUCCCAACCGGAACCAUCUCAACCCCUCAGCCCGGACCUAACAAUCCCAAACCUAAACCUAAACCCAAACCCCCGAAACCUACUCCACGUGCACGUUCCUCACUCAUGUCCCAAGGCCCAAAACAACCAUCCAAGGAUAUCAUCAAGAUUCCACCUCAACCAGCCGAGAAACUCCCCAAGGAACUCCCUGAAAUCCAGCUCCUCGUGGAUGAAGCCAGGAAACUCAUCAAUAACUCUGAGAAAAACAACUCAACCAAGUUGAUAUUCACCAGCGUCGACUUCACAGCUGGACUCUUAGACAAAAAAGGUGGCCGUCUGCAGCUCCGAUAUCACGGCGUUACAUUAGACGUCCCUCCCGGUGCACUUGAAGAUGUUGAGAUGGUGUACAUCUACGUCCAGCGUAGCUUGGAGUUCUCACCCAUCGGAGAAGAAGGCUUUGCCAGCCCACUCGUCCACUGCGGACUCUCCGGGCUCAAGUUCAAGACGCCUGUCGUCCUCACCUUCCCUGUACACCUUGAAGACCCUUCAGCAUGGGAGUUGAAGGGGAUCCAGCAGGACUCAUCCGGAACACCUUGGAAGGAAAUCUCAUCAGAGAGUUGUCAGGACUCUCUCGUUGUCUUCAAAGAAAGGUUGUGCACGAUGGUUGUUGAUCACUUCACUCUAUUUGGCGUGUCUGCACGACCCAAGGAGCUUCGCGGUGCAUCGGGAGGCAGUGAUGAAUCACACGGGUGGCUACCACUCAGAGUCGGUGUCUUCCUUCCAAGUGAUAAAACGACGAUGUCCGGUCAUCUGCAACUCAGAGUUCGUAUCUGGGAUGCAUCACAAGAAACGCGAGUAAAAGAGGAUGAGAGACACAGCAAAGUCAUUGACACAACGUGUAGACUUCACCUGCGUACCAGCGAAGGGUAUGGUUCCCGGCAACCAGACUUGGAUGUGUCGGUUGAUAUCCAAGGACUGAAUGACUCCUGGACAUCGGACCCCAAAGAGAAGAUCAUCCCUUACGAGAUCUUCCAUCUAGACCCCCCAGUGGAUGAAUCUGUGACCUUCAACCUGAGGUUACAGAGCCAAGACAGUGAGGGCGGGCUUCAUCCUUUGCUGUGUGACUUCGUCAUCAGACAAAGAGCGCACUUCAAUCGAGCCACGAUCGUCAGAGCCGUCGUUGACAUACACGAUGGCGGCCUGCGCAUUGAAACUGCACACGAUUCCCCGAAUCCCAUGUCCACAUCCGGCUUCCAUCUUCUGAGAGACUACCUGGAGAGAGAAAGACGAUGGAAGCUUCUUGCCGACUCCUCCUUCGGCAAGACACAAGGAUGCACACUCGACAGAUGGUCAUGCCCCUCCACAGCUGUCUUAAAUGCCAUCUUUUCUCGAUCGGUAGCCCAAAAUCCCAAGGCAACACUUGGAGAACUCUACUCUAAGCUCAGUGAGUGUGGUCUGCCCGGAGCGGCAGAGAUUGUCCGUAGGGAAAUGAAGGAGUGGAAUCUGGGAGUGACUGGAUCAGAGAUUACCCAAGCCAGGGGAAGUCAAUCCAGGAAAUCUCCUGAGCCGAAAUUUCCCGUACAAUGUUCAGGCGAAGAUUCUUCACUCCCGCGACCGAUUUGUAACGCACAACAAGAGUCACUUUACGAGGUGUUAAUGCCGAAAAAGGAGCGAGAAAGAAUCGCUCAGGCACGGCCUUCACCGACCGGGAACCGUGUUUCACGUAGAGGGCCUGAAGAAAAUGACGAGGAAGAAAGUCGGAUUCACACUCUCCGCUCCACCAAUCCGCCAGCCCGAGCCCAGCCUGAAAGAAUCGAUCAGGCGCGGCCUUCACCUACCGGGAACCGUGCUUCAUGCAGAGAGCCUGAAGAAAAUGACGAGGAAGAAAGUCGGAUUCACACUCUCCGCUCCACCAAUCCGCCAGCCCGAGCCCGAGCCCAGCCUGAAAGAAUCGCCCAGGCGCGGCCUUCAUCUACCGGGAACCGUGCUUCACGCAGAGAGCCUGAAGAAAAUGAUGAGGAAAUCUUUGCUUAUGCAGACUGCUUAAUUAAAGAUCAGAGUGGACAGCUAGAGGAAAAUAUAUUUUCGAUUUACCAGAACGCGCAGGUUAUACCACCUUCAUCAUCGUCGUCGCAGUUGCCCAGAGGUUACGUUCAAUAGAAAAGUAAGCAACGAAAUCAACAAAAGUAAGGUGGAUUAGGCGAAUUUCGGUUUACACAGAGCACAAUAUAAUUAUUUGCACGUCAAGGCAAGUUCAUUUUAAAGAAUACAAACUUACUAAAUUUGACAAAUUCAAAAACGAUUGACAAACAGUCUUUGAAAAGAAAGCAUUCGAUAUCAGUCAGCUAAUAUGUCUUGUAAUUUUGACAUUAACGCGGCAGGGUAAGAUUUCAUUCGCAAUACAAAAACAUUUUAUCAAACAGCAAAUUGUGGGUUUCUUUUAACACUAAUUAUGUUAUUUUAUUCCUGACUUUUGUCAGAAACGUAGGGCGUAAUUCAUUGUACAGUUGGUUUUUUUUGCUACGUGGUGUAUACAUUCUGAUUAUUUGCCUAUUAAAGUUUGAAGAGAAAAAAGUUAACCACAUAAGUAGGCAUCCAGAGCAUGAUAAUGUAUCAAAUUAGAAAACAGUCCGGUAGACCUAGACGUUAAAAACUGCAUCAACCUUUGUCAAUAUGAGAUUAUGCUACUGUAAAGUUUGCUUAACGCGAAUACACAUUAUUAUAUAAUUUCAACGAUAGUAUUUUAACAGUACGACAACUUAUAAUCUGAAAUCGCAUUUUUUCACCAAUUUAACACUUCUUCUUUGAAAGCACUUUAAUAUAAAACAGUUUAAAGCUGGUAUAUAUACACAUGCUUUUUGGAUGUGGCACCGUGAAAAAUAGAUUUUCAAAUUGAAUUGAUAAUUUUCUAGCAUUACACAAGUUACGAGCUUUUCAAUGAGACAUCGAACGAAAAAAAAAUCGGCCGACGAUUUUAAGUAACCAAUUAAUUUAUUUAAACUUUUGAAAUACGAGCGUCCAUUCAGUUCUGAAGCCAGCGGGACCUGUGCGCAUCCGCUUUUGAGACAGUGCAGUUAUGAAUAAUAAUUUCAACAGCACACAUUAUACAUAAUGUGCAUGCACAUGUACAUGUUUGUAUGAAAUAUUGAAGCAUGAUGUACAAACAUGUACAUGUGUUUUGAUUUUUUUUUUUUUCAGUCCAGACAUGUCAGAAAAUAUGCAAAAUUCACAGGGUGUUUUUAAACUUCUAUUAUCUUCUGUACAAGAAAUGCACGAUUUUUUGAGAAUGGAAAAAAGAAUAGAAACGGAUGUAUAGCACUUCAGCUCAAUUACUUUCUGUAUAUAAAUAUGUAUAAUUAAUUAAUUAUGCUCUAUUUACAUGAACAUGUACAUUUAAAAAAUGAAAUAAUAGUACUAAUAAUUAUAGCUUUUAUUAUGAGGCAGUUUAACGAAUCAACACUGCAGAUCCUCAAGAAUUGUCAAUAAAUAUUGUGUAAAUUAGUGAGAAUAAUAAUUAUAUGAAAGCUU
Messenger RNA from Patiria miniata (bat star), 5593 nucleotides. RefSeq lists its product as uncharacterized. The record is from RefSeq and is a predicted model, not a curated record. The coding region runs from base 1007 to 4225 and encodes 1072 amino acids. NCBI's taxonomy places the organism in Eukaryota, Metazoa, Echinodermata, Asteroidea, Valvatida, Asterinidae. The transcript is spliced from 7 exons. Gene Ontology annotation, molecular function: netrin receptor activity. Gene Ontology annotation, biological process: netrin-activated signaling pathway. Gene Ontology annotation, cellular component: membrane.